CAGUGACAUCAGCCUGACUGAUCGCUGUUUGUUUCACAGGGGUCUUUCACGUAUUAAGGGAAAAGUGAAUAUGUUUACUCGAGUCUUGGUUUGUUUAACAAGCCAGUUAAUAUUGUGUAAAUCAAAACCCAGAUUUCAGCAGCCCACGUGGGAUAAGACCCCUCUGACAUACUGCGAAUCACUUUGCAUUUACUAAGUUGGUAAUAACACUGUGGGACGUGUCGCGCAAUGCAAGGGUACCUGCAGGCAUGCUUUCAUUUACAAGUAUUCUGUGAUUAAAAAGAGAGUUUGUUGUCGAAGUACACUACCCCAAAACAGUAGCUUAGAUAGUGAAUCUGCGCUGAAUCCUUGUCUCUGGAUGUCUGAAUGCAGCCUGAUCGCCGAAUGUAACUUGAUCCUUGUCGGGGUGACCAAACCUACGCAGUCUCCACGCAAACCUCCAAUUAAAUCUGCGCUAUACUUCAGCUACAGGAUCACCAUGGUGGAGUAUGAAUACUAUGACCAUGACAAUGGCAGUGACAAUUUCAGCUACGAAGACUAUCACACAGUGUGCCAAAAGGAGGAUGUGCGUUCCUUUGCCAGAAUCUUCCUGCCCAUCAUUUAUUCCCUAGCGCUGGUGGUCGGGCUGGCAGGAAACGCAGUGGUGGUGGCCAUCUACGCAUACUACAAGAAGCUGAAGACCAUGACAGACGUGUUCAUCCUGAACCUGGCAGUGGCCGACCUCCUGCUGCUGUUCACGCUGCCCUUCUGGGCAGCCAAUGCCGUGGUUGGCUGGGAGCUGGGCGUGGCCAUGUGCAAAGUCACCUCCUCUCUCUACGUCACCAACUUCAGCUGUGGCAUGCUCUUUCUGGCUUGCAUCAGUGUGGACCGCUACCUGGCUAUCUUUCACAGCAGGCCAGGCCGCACCCUUCAACGACGGAGUUACCUUAGGGUGUGCUUGGGAGUAUGGGCCCUGGCAUUCAUCCUAGGUAUCCCGGAUGUGGCCCUUUCUACAGUCCGGCAUAUGUCCAGCAGGAAGGUCUGCAUGCCUGUCUACCCACCAAGCAUGGCCCAGCCCACGAAAGCCUCCUUGGAGAUUCUGGAAGUCCUCCUCAGCUUUCUCCUGCCCUUCUUAGUCAUGCUGUUAUGCUACACUCGGGUGGGCGUGGCCCUGCUUAGGACCCCAGAAGCACGCUUGGGGAAGAAGUGGAGGGCCUUCAAGGUGCUCCUGGCAGUAGUGGGGGCCUUCAUCAUCACCCAACUGCCGUACAACGUUGUCAAAUUCUGCCGAGCCAUGGAUGUCAUCUAUUCCUUGGUGGUCCACUGUGAAACGAGCAAGAGGCUGGACCGAGCCAUGCAGGUAACUGAGGGCCUGGCGCUGACACACAGCUGUCUGAACCCCGUGCUCUACGCCUUCGUCGGAGCCUCCUUCAGCCAGCACCUCCUGCAGUUUGUCAAGGGCUUUGGUGAGCGCAGGAGGAGGAGGAAGCAAGAGCAGGAACCAGCACCUGUCGAGAUCUCCCUAAACUCCCAUAGCACUUCUGAGGACACCAGCACCUUCUCCAUCUGAGGCAGAGCAGAUGAAGCUUCUACAGGUGCUUCCAGCACACCGCUUACCACUGUGCACCUUGACUCAUGAAAAUUUACCACCGUGAUAUAAUUUCUGUUUACAUUCUUAUAUAUUGUUUACAGUCUUAUUUUCUUAUAUACAACAGAAAUAUCCAGUACAGAAAUGUCAGUAAUUGAGAUGUAAAUGUGCUUCCUGCAUGUUUACUCAACAAAUCCUCUUUAUGAACUUUAUAA
Molecule: messenger RNA, 1782 nt
Organism: Brienomyrus brachyistius
Lineage: Eukaryota; Metazoa; Chordata; Actinopteri; Osteoglossiformes; Mormyridae
Gene: ackr4a
Product: atypical chemokine receptor 4a
Exons: 2
Coding region: 359-1549 (396 amino acids)
Biological process (GO): G protein-coupled receptor signaling pathway; immune response; chemotaxis
Cellular component (GO): membrane
Molecular function (GO): chemokine receptor activity; scavenger receptor activity; chemokine binding
Source: RefSeq, a predicted model, not a curated record